Messenger RNA from Chlamydomonas reinhardtii, 2426 nucleotides. RefSeq lists its product as uncharacterized. The transcript has a single exon. Lineage: Eukaryota; Viridiplantae; Chlorophyta; Chlorophyceae; Chlamydomonadales; Chlamydomonadaceae. The record is from RefSeq and is a predicted model, not a curated record. The coding region runs from base 104 to 1075 and encodes 323 amino acids.
CAGCGUUCUGACUGGCGCGCCGACAAGCUUUCUUCAAUGUCCGUUAGUUGUCAAGCAGGGCAAUCGAUUUAACCCCAAGGUAGCCCUCGCGAGUCCGGAUGGCAUGGCUGGCAAACGCCAACCUCCUGCUAGCGCGGUAUCUGAGCUUGAAAAGGAUGCUGGGCUCGUGGAGAAGGACUCCACUCGGGCGCUCCAAAACCGACGUCCGCAGGCAACAAAGGCCUGCGACCAGUCUAAUUCGGAGGCGCUCGAAACCCUAGCGCCACACAUAUGCACGGGUGCGCAGCGGAGCGAGAACCCUACCGCGCAUUCUGCCGCGGCUUUACCGGCGCAUGCUGCUGCUUCCGAAGCAGCAGACGCGGCUGGCGUGGUCGUGGUUCAUCCCCCUGCUGCUGAAGCUAGCAGCGGCGGAGCUGCUUUCGGCGGUGCUGGGCCGCAGGGUCGUUCUUCUGGUGCUGGGAAGGCACCAACAACAACAGCAGCAGCAGCAGCAGCAGCAGCAGCAGCCGCGUACGCGCCGUCGGCAUCAGCCACUUUGAAUGCCGACAGGAGCAUCGGGGACCGCGCCAGGGGCAGAAGCGGUAGCAGCAGCGGCGAGCACGUCAUGCUGCGACAUCUGCCUGCUGGUGGCGGCAGCGGCUGCACCUCAGGCGGCGGAGCGUCUCCUCCUCCUUCGGCUGAAGCGGCAGGGGCGGCCGCCGCCGCGUCCGAUGCUGCUGUCUCAUCAGGCAGUGACGGCGGCAGCGGCAGCAGCGGCACUGGCAGCAGCACUAGCAGCAGCACUACUGGCUGCAGCAGUAGCAGCAGCAGCAUCGCCAGCGGCGGCAGCGCCAGCGGCAGUGCCACCACAGCUGCGGCGAAAGCAGGCUGGCAAGAGCAGCCGCGGCCGCGGCCGCCAGCAGCGCCGCCAGCCGCCGCCGUCAGCGGCACCAGCGGUGGUGGCGGGAGUGCCGCUGCCUGUGCUGCUGCCACACAACAGCCGCCGCUGCGGUCGCCUCCGCCUCCGCUAUGCAGCAGGCAAGGACCAUCCGUGUCCUACCUGCUGUGCAGCUGCUUCAAACGCCGCAGCGAAUAGACACCAUGGCAUGCCUGCCGCAGGCCAAGCCCGCAUCCGUCUAAUCUGUACAUAUGGCAGCGGCGGGCUCCCGCGCACGCUCGCGGCAACUUGACCACAGUGGGGCUCGAGCCCAAAUGAAUGGGACGACUGUAACAAGCCGAAACGCAUGGGGGUUUCGUUGUAGAGCGUGGCUUGUAUUAUAGCCCGCAAGGCCAUUACCCAGAGGCACAUGAGCUUUAGCGCGGUAGGCCCAUUUUGUUGUGCGUAUAUAAUAGAUGCACACCUGCUGUUCAUGGGGGCGGCAGCAGGGUCGACAUUGCGAGUGACCGAGUGUGUGCAUGUACUCCAUUAUUGCCAUCACUUCUAUCUCCAGUCCAGAUGAAUGGCCGGAUGCACAGCACUGCAUUUCAUGUCACAUGCAUGCAUAGGCGCGUAGGGCGAGUGUGGAAAGGACAGGCAUGACCACUCACGUGCCACACCGGUACCACCGUACCAUGGGUGCCGUACUCUGGAGUCUGGGACGCAUGCUGGGUGCCGUACUCUGGGUCGGGUGCUGAGUGAAAGGAGAGCGAGGGGAGCGGGUGGAGAGGGCGAGGGGGGUUGGCGCAUGCAUGCUGGGGAGCGGCGGGCGGAGUGGCACGUGUCAUGUCGACAGGGUGGCAAGAUGGGGCGGGCUGCGCGUUCGUGUGUGCGCUAUGUAAGUUUUAUGGCCGUGGUUCGUUUGUUGUUGUAGGACUGGGCGGGGAGCGGAUGGGGGUUGGGCGCUGUCAUGCUGAGACUGUAAGAGGGCUGCUUUGUGUUGCGUGUUUACGCGGCGGCGGCACGGCGCGCGAUGAAGCGCAUUAAUAAAUUGAUAGGAUGUGGCUGUGAGGAGCAAGAGUAAUGUGGGAUUUGUGACUGGUGAGUGUGUGCAACGCGGUCGUGCGCUAUUGCAACCGCCGCUGCAAGGGGCGCAGGCGAUGGGUGUGUGCGUGCAUGGCCCCUGGUGGCCCCUGGUGAUGCAUACGGCCGUGUGUGUGCGUGCGAUGGGACAGUUGUAAGGCAGGUUGGUGAAGUCCCGUAGGGUGCAGCUGACUCCCAAACCCCAGCAGACGGCCGUGUGUGUGCGUGGGUUAGCUUGGCGAUGUUGCUGGCAUGCUGGGUGUGGAUGGGUCGGGCAGAUAGGUAGGGCAGGUAGGGCUGGGCUGUACUGGGUGGCUGGGAGCGAGGCACCGGAGGGCUCCUGCGACCCUGCUCAUUGCGGCGCGUGCGUGAUGCAGUGCUAGCUGCUGGAACUGGGGACAUUGCCCAGCACUGCUUCGCCCAUCAGGACUCCGGGCUCAGUGCGGCGCGUGAUGCUGCUGGGUUCGGGGAACUGGGGACACUGCCU